AUGAAGGGACAUCCACGGCCAGCACUCCGACCUGCUGCGCCUGUUCGAGAGCGGCGGCUUCCCCAGGCGAACUACCUCUUCCUCGGGGAUUACGUAGACCGCGGGAGGAACUCCGUGGAGACCAUCUGCCUCAUGUUCGCCUAUAAGAUCAAAUACCCGGAGAACCUCUUCGUCCUGAGGGGGAACCACGAGUGCGCGAGUAUCAGCCGCGUCGAUGGAUUCUAUGACGAAUGCGGUUUCCCGUCAUACGAUGAAACUCCGAAGGAAAUUUCCAGGCAAGCGCCGCUACAACGUGAAGACAUGGAAGACCUUCAUCGACUGCUUCAACUCCCUGCCAGUGGCGGCGCUGGCGGAGUAGAAGCUCCUGUGCACGCACAGCCGGGAGCUGGAGCAGCUGGACCAGAUCCGGAGGGUCCAGCGGUCCACGGACGUCCCGGACCGGGGCCUGCUCUGCGACCUCCUCUGGGCCGACCCCGACAAGGCUAUUUUUUCUUCCUCAUCCCUUCCUUUGGGGACUACCGAGGUCUCAAGAAGCAGCAGUAUAUUAAGAGGUAA
Molecule: messenger RNA, 555 nt
Organism: Darwinula stevensoni
Lineage: Eukaryota; Metazoa; Arthropoda; Ostracoda; Podocopida; Darwinulidae
Source: the annotation of a GenBank genome assembly